GGAUACUAUAUAGUAAAGAAAAGAGAACUGCCUGGAUAUUUCGCUCUCAUCACUUUUCCUCAGGAAAAUCAAUCAACAGCAGCCAAAACAACCACCAACCAGCAAGGAGAAGACGCAGCCGGCGACACUUCAAUUCACACAGCAUACUCCUUGCACCAGCCACACCUUACACCAACUUACCAAGGCCACCCGAAGGGAGCUGAAAAGCCAAAAAGAAAAAGCCAAAAAGCAAAAGAGGACCUCCAUGACCACGCAUUGGGUUGCCGCACCGCAGAUAUAACAAACCACCUCCCGCCUUUUCUUCCCUUCUUUUUUUUUUUUUUUUUUGUUAUAUUCUUUUUAUUAUUACUAUAUUCGAAUCCAGUGGUACAAAGCAAAGGCAUUCCACAGAGUUUCAGCCCUAAAGGAGGUUGAUUUGAGGUCUUGGCUCUCUCGCCACUUGAACCUCGCUGCAACUUUUUCCGGACUCGCGGGCAGGUAUAUCUAUUAGAGAGGAUGCUGUCCUCCAUCCCUUCACUGUCGACAUCAUAUAUCCGCCACAGCACCGGCCCUUUUGCAGAGCAAACCCUCUUACAAGACCAGCUCGACCAGCUUAACCAGCUUGAGUCGCAGCUGCUUCUCUCUUCCUAUCAACACCACCAACACCAACACCACAACCUCCAGCAAGAACAACAGCAAGAACAACAUCACCACCAGACCUUCAGUGAUAUCAGUGAUAGUCCAUCGUUGACCUUCCCUGUUUACCACAGCUGCUCUACCCCGCCGCCAGAGUCUUCUUCAUCUGCCGUGGCCUCCCCAUACGCCUACGACUCCGCCUCUCCUGUCUUCUCUGUCCAGGGCUCUCCUGAGACCGACUUCAUCUCUUCCUUCUACCACGGCGCAGGCGGCUUUUCUAUGCCCGACGAGAGUUUCCCGCCUCGGGAAGACGGUCUAUCGCAUACUCCACCGCCACCUUCAAUAAAGGUGUUCCAGUCUUCGCCGCAUACCGGCAGCAGUAAUAAUAACAAUAACCACCGCACCACCACUGCUGCCGCUGCCGCGAACAACAACAACAGCAACAACAACCAGAUGCUGUUGCAGUCCGGCCUAUCUUAUGAAGGAGAUCUCCAGACGCUGCUGCCGCCACAACGUAACCGUCACCGUCUCUCUCCCAGAGCAGCCGGCCAGACACCCGGAACCUCAAGCGUCGUUGCAAAACCUCAGCAACAACAACCUCAGCAACAACAGCAUCAGCAACCCGCCCAGCAUAGGCGCACACCAUCCUCCUCCUCCAACAUCUCCCUCACUUCUGGCUACCACAACUACUCAGGUUACGACCAAAGCUCCUCCAAGCCUCUGCCCACCCCCGAGCAGACUCCCGUGCAGGCCUCCUUUCUGGGUCAGCCACAAUUCGCUUCCUACGACCCGUCUCCCUCAUACCGAAAUGCAGGGGACCAUACGGAUAUGGAAAUGGCAAUGAGACGAGCUGUAUUUGAACAGCAGAGACAGCAACAACAACAUCAGCAUCGUCAGCAACAGGCAGCUCACGCUGUUGAGGAAGAAGCAACUACUUUCCCCUCCUACACUCUCCCACCCUCCGUGUCAACACUGAGUCACAACUCGUCAGCCACACCUCAGGGUCACAUGAACGCCCGAGCUAACUCCCCCCGGGAUGCCUCCCCCUGGACCCAGCAGGUCAGCGUCUUCCAGAAUGCUCUUCACCACCCAUCGCAUAUGAAUUCAUCCCUGCGAGGAAUGGAGCUCAUGAGCCACAACGGCCACGAAGAGCAGCCGAAGACCAUAUCACCCAAGGACGCCAUGCUUGAGUUCCACAAGUCUCCCGCGGACAGCAGUAGCAUGCCCCUUUUUCCUUCUCAGGCCGAGGCUUCCCAAUUUGAGGCUGCCGUGGCAACAACACUGGCCAACACCGACUUCUCCAACGAUGCCUUUGCCCCUUUUUCCUCCGCCUCCCAGAAUACACCUCAGCCUUAUUUUCUCGGUCAGACUGCCGGUGCGGACGUACUACAAUACCAGACCAACACUCCCCAACAACAGCACCAGCCCCCACAUCAACAACACCACAGCCACCCUCAGCACCAGCAGAACAGCGCCGAGUUCGCUGCCGCUCUGGCUGGUCUUGACCAGGCCGCUGGCGUCGACCGCAAGAUGCAGGAUCACGACUCGGAUCUGGCUGCCGGCCGACCAGACGACACUGCCUCUGAAGCUGGCACCUACAGCUGUACCUAUCACGGCUGUACCCGGCGCUUUGAGACACCCGCUCGGCUACAGAAACAUAAGCGCGAGGCCCACCGGCAGACUACGCCGGGCUCACACAUGCUCUCGCGUGACAGCUCAACGCUGGGCGCACGCGGACUUAGCGCCCGUAACUCCCAGGACGGACCUCAUCGAUGCGAGCGCACCAACCCAUCGACAGGCAAGCCAUGCAACUCCAUCUUCUCACGGCCGUACGACCUUACGCGCCAUGAAGAUACGAUACACAAUGCCCGCAAGCAAAAGGUGCGCUGCCACCUGUGCACCGAGGAAAAGACCUUCUCGCGCAACGAUGCUCUGACCCGGCACAUGCGCGUCGUCCACCCCAACGUCACCUGGCCGGGUAAGCAGAAGCGAAGAGGUCGUGAGGACUAAACCUCCUUCCCUCAUCUCUUCUCCUCUUUCCCCUUCCUCCCCUGGCUCAUAGCAUUCAUCGAAUUGUGGAUUCCUAUUUUUGCAAAAAUAACCCAAAAAAAAAAAAAGAAGCACCCAACGCACUGCACACCCACGCACACAGGCACACACAUACCCCAUCUCGAGAGCGAGCUUGAAGCUACCUUUCGAGAGCGAGGGUAUGAUGUUUAUUAUGACGUCACAACCACACCCCAACCAAGAAAACCACGCGGUUUUAGAGUUUGGCAGAAUCAAAAGUCGGACCGAAGUGGGGCCUGGCCGAUCGAUCGUCUUGGCAGUGACGUCAUUACUCAAUUAUCCUAUUCUUAGCACCUUCUUUCUCUUUUCGUCGUUUGCAUAUCGGAGUUUCUCUUUCUGGAAAGAAAAAGGAAAUGGAACAAGGAAGGAAAGACGAAGAUGACAUUCUUACACCAAAAUAUUACUACUGCAAUGAAAGAUUAUACUUACCACGAACUCAUACUUAAUUACCUUUUUUGUUUUUUGUUUUUCCAUGUUUUACUUUUUUUUUUCUUUUUCUUACCCUUCCCCUUCCCUUUUUUUUCUCCUACAUGAAGUUGGGCAUGAAACAUGCAUGGAACAUCAUCAUCGACAUGAACAUGGAUUGGUGGAGUUAGUUCGGCGCCGAAGCAAAGGAGACAUGAGAUCGCAGCAAAGAAAAGAAAACAACCAUAAUGAACGAUGACGAGCUCACUCGAACCGCACACCAUACUGUGGUUAAACUUGGAAACUGGCUGGGAUGCGACGCAAUGAAAUUAUGCAAAUGGACGACGAAUGCGUGCAUUGGGCAAUUUGAACGGGGCAUGGAAAACACGGUGAUUUUCGGCAUCUCUUUUGCAUUUGCGUUACUUAGAGGGAAGGGAGCAUUUUGUACGAAUAGGUAUACAAUUACGCAUCAAACUAGCAUUAAUCGACAGCUUUUUUUCCUCACCCUGAAUUGACUUGGUCUUGAGCGAACUUUGUCUUCAUCUGAGUUUUGUCAGAGUCGCUGGUGGUGAUGAUGUAGCAAGCUGUCAUGUAAGUUGUCUCGCGAGCUGGUUGACUCCAGGCGAACCAAGGGCAAGUUGGAAAGCAACCAAGCAACCGAAAGCAAGCUGAGGUGCAAGCUGGCCAGAACGACGCUGACCCGAGG
Messenger RNA from Trichophyton rubrum CBS 118892, 3793 nucleotides. Its product is annotated as stress-regulated transcription factor RPN4. Bases 496 to 2625 code for a protein of 709 amino acids. Gene Ontology annotation, cellular component: nucleus. Gene Ontology annotation, biological process: regulation of transcription by RNA polymerase II. The record is from RefSeq and is a predicted model, not a curated record. The transcript has a single exon. Lineage: Eukaryota; Fungi; Ascomycota; Eurotiomycetes; Onygenales; Arthrodermataceae.